Messenger RNA from Sorex fumeus (smoky shrew), 2579 nucleotides. It is a transcript of the gene NSUN2, whose product is annotated as NOP2/Sun RNA methyltransferase 2. Gene Ontology annotation, molecular function: tRNA binding; tRNA (cytidine-N5)-methyltransferase activity. The transcript has 19 exons. Gene Ontology annotation, cellular component: cytoplasm; nucleus. Bases 114 to 2501 code for a protein of 795 amino acids. Lineage: Eukaryota; Metazoa; Chordata; Mammalia; Eulipotyphla; Soricidae. Gene Ontology annotation, biological process: tRNA methylation. The record is from RefSeq and is a predicted model, not a curated record.
UGCAGGCGCGGCCGCGGCCGACCCCGGCGCGGGGGCCUUGCGCGCAGCCCGGAAGUGCGGCCGCGGCUCUGGCGGGACGGGCUGUCCGGGCGGCGUGCUCGGCCGCGUGGGCCAUGGGGCGGCGGGCGCGGGCCCGGCGGCAGCAGCAGCAGCAGCAGCAGCAGCGGGGCGAGGAGGACGGCGGCCGGGCGGGCGGGCGGCGCGGCGCGGGCUGGGACGGCGGCUACCCCGAGAUCGUCAAGGAGAACAAGCUCUUCGAGCACUACUACCAGGAGCUCGGGAUCGUGCCCGACGGCGAGUGGGACCAGUUCAUGGGCGCGCUGCGGGAGCCGCUCCCGGCCACGCUGAGGAUCACCGGCUACAAGAGUCACGCGAAGGAGAUUCUCCACUGCUUGAAGAACAAGUAUUUCAAGGAGUUGGAGGACUUGGAGGUGGACGGGCAGAAGGUGGAUGUUCCACAGCCCCUGAGCUGGUACCCUGAAGAACUUGCCUGGCACACAAACUUGAGUCGGAAAAUCCUGAGGAAGUCCCCACAGCUGGAAAAGUUCCACCAGUUCCUGGUCAGCGAGACCGAGUCUGGCAAUAUCAGCCGCCAGGAAGCUGUGAGCAUGAUCCCGCCGCUGCUGCUCAACGCGCACCCCCACCACAAGAUCCUAGACAUGUGCGCGGCGCCCGGCUCGAAGACCACCCAGCUCAUCGAGAUGCUGCACGCCGACAUGACCGUGCCCUUCCCAGAGGGCUUCGUCAUCGCCAACGACGUGGACAACAAGCGCUGCUACCUGCUGGUGCACCAGGCCAAGCGCCUGGGCAGCCCCUGCAUCAUGGUGGUCAAUCACGACGCAUCCUGCAUUCCCCGGCUCUGCAUCGACGUGGACGGCCGGAAGGAGACGCUCUUCUACGACCGCAUCCUCUGCGACGUGCCCUGCAGCGGGGACGGCACCAUGAGGAAGAACAUUGACGUCUGGAAGAAGUGGUCCACCUUGAACAGCCUGCAGCUGCACGGCCUGCAGCUCCGCAUCGCCACACGGGGCGCUGAGCAGCUGGUGCCAGGCGGCCGGAUGGUGUAUUCCACCUGCUCGCUCAACCCCAUCGAGGACGAGGCCGUGAUCGCCGCCCUGCUGGAGAAGAGCGAAGGUGCCCUGGAGCUCGUGGAUGUGUCUUCCGAGUUGCCGGGCCUGCGCUGGAUGCCAGGACUCAGCCACUGGAAGGUGAUGACCAAAGACGGUCAGUGGUUUGCGGAGUGGGGCGACGUCCCCCACAGCCGGCAUACCCAGAUUCGGCCCACCAUGUUCCCCCCCAGCGACCCGGAGAAGCUGCGGGCCAUGCACCUGGAGCGCUGCCUGCGGAUAUUGCCACACCAUCAGAACACUGGCGGCUUCUUCGUGGCCGUCUUCGUGAAGAAGGCCGCCAUGCCCUGGAACCGGCGUGCGCCCAAGCCGCAGGGGGGCACCGGCGAGCCCAGGACCUGUGUCCAGCCAAGCCCUGCGGAGCCCACGGCAGCCCCACAGGAGGCCACGGGCCCCUCGGAGCCGGACCCUGAGCCUGGGAUGCCUGACGCCGGUGUCUCCGCGAGUCCCGAGAGCGCGGAGAGUGACGGGGCCAGGAGAGACGGUGUGUGUGGCCCGCCGCCCUCCAAGAAGAUGAAGGUGUUCGGCUUCAAGGAGGACCCGUUCGUGUUCAUCCCCGAGGACGACCCGCUCUUCCCACCCAUCCAGAAGUUCUACGCGCUGGACCCCUCGUUCCCGAGGAUGAACCUGCUGACGCGCACCACGGAGGGGAAGAAGCGGCAGCUGUACAUGGUGUCCAAGGAGCUGCGCAACGUGCUGCUCAACAACAGCGAGAAGAUGAAGGUCAUCAACACCGGGAUCAAAGUCUGGUGCCGCAACAACAGUGGGGAGGAAUUCGACUGUGCCUUCCGCCUGGCUCAGGAGGGAAUCUACACGCUGUACCCCUUCAUCAAUUCGAGGAUCAUCAACGUCUCGAUCGAGGACGUGAAGGUCCUGCUCACGCAGGAGAACCCGUUCUUCCGCAAACUGAGCAGCGAGACGCACCGGCAGGCCAAGGAGAUGACCAAGGGCAGCGUCGUCCUGAAGUACGAGCCGGACCCCACGAGGCCAGACACGCUACGCUGCCCCAUCGUGCUGUGUGGCUGGCGGGGGAAGACGUCCCUGCGGACCUUCGUGCCCAAGAACGAACGACUGCACUACCUGCGCAUGAUGGGGCUGGACGCGCUGGCCGACGGGCGGGCAGGGGACCCUGACCCGGCCACCCUGGAUGGUGCUGCCUCAGACGCCACUGCUGUGGACACUACUGCCGUGGGCACCGCCAUGGACGCCACUGCGGACAGUGCCGUGGACGCCACCUCAGACAGUGCCGUGGAUGCCGCCACGGACGCCACCAUGGACAGUGCCAUGGACACCGCCACAGACAGUGCUGUGGGCGCCGCCGUGGACAGUGCCACAGAUGUCGCCACAGACAGUGCUGGCUCGGACCCCGCCUAGCCCCGGUGAGCCCAGCUGGCGCCUGCGUCCAUCCCCAAGCACCUGGCGUCCCACUCUGGUGUCCGUGAUGAGGCGCUG